Messenger RNA from Dermatophagoides farinae (American house dust mite), 1240 nucleotides. Its product is annotated as 23 kDa integral membrane protein. The record is from RefSeq and is a predicted model, not a curated record. Gene Ontology annotation, cellular component: plasma membrane. Lineage: Eukaryota; Metazoa; Arthropoda; Arachnida; Sarcoptiformes; Pyroglyphidae.
CACACACCUAAAAUCCAUUCUACUAUAUUGCGUUUUUUGAUGAAAAUCGUGGUUGUUGUUUUGUAAUUGUGUGUGUGUGUGUCUAAGGUUUAACUGAUAAAUUUUGCUUGUAAUACAUACAGUUCCCAUUUUUCUAUCAUCCAUCCAUCCAUUCUCUACUAUUAAUAUAACUGAAAGUCUAGAUAAAUCAUCAUCAUCUUUGUGCUGCUGCUGGCUAGUCUAUUUUGAACACAACAUAGCACAGUGACUUGGUGACUAAAAAAAAAUUGUUUUAAUCCUCUUAUGAUAAUUGUCAACAACAUAUAAUAAAUCAAUUGGUAUCGGUUUUUUUUCAUAUCGAUCUCAUCAUCAUCAGUAUUCAUCUGGCAAUCAAUCAUUAAAGUCAAUCAUACGAUUCUUUGUCCAUCAUUAACUAAAAUUUUGAAUCCAGAAUAAAUAAAAAUGGCCAAAACUUGUGGUGCUAGUGUAAUCAAAUUGGCAUUAAUCAUCAUCAAUCUAGUGUUUCUGGUACUAGGUUGUGUGGUAAUCUAUGUUGGUUAUAAUCUAGUAGAUAUAAAUAUUCAAGCACCAGGAGCAUUCACAUUGGCUGAUAUAAAUUUCAAAUCAAUAUCAUGGGUAGUAUUAGCAACUGGUGUCAUUAUUGUAUUAAUUGCCGCAUUCGGUUUCUUUGGAUCAUGCUGUGAAAGUUCGGCAAUGUUGAAUUUGUAUGGAUUUUUAUUAAUCGCUUUGAUUGCUGCCCAAAUCUAUGUUGUCGUUCGUUCGAUAAAAUCCAAUGAUAACAUUGAAGAAAAAAUCAGAACUGGAAUCCUUGAUGCUAUUAAUAAGAUGAAUAACAACACCAAAACAAAGUUGGUUCUUCAAGAAAUUCAGUCAAAAUUAAAAUGCUGUGGUUGGAAUGGUGUAAGUGAUUAUAAGAAAGAAAUAUUGGCCAGUUGUUGUGAUCAAUGGAAAGAUGGAGAUGAUCCUGGUAAAUUGUGUGAUGGUAGUUCUUAUGAAGAUGGGUGUAAAUCGAAAUUCGAAUUUUUGACCAAAUAUCUUGGAAGCUCUACGGCAAUAGGUAUCGUGGCCAUUCUUAUACAAUUGGUGCUGAUAUUUGCUGCCUGUUGUUUGGCACGAGAUUUUUAAUGGACUAUUUGAUUAUUUGAUCAUCGAUGAACAUCAAAUCCAAUAUAACCCUUUCGUUUGUCUUUUUUUCUCAUCAAUAAUUUUGUUAAGAAUAAUAAUUCAUCAACCAUUGCUA